This is a messenger RNA of Alternaria ethzedia, 795 nucleotides long. RefSeq lists its product as uncharacterized. The coding region runs from base 1 to 795 and encodes 264 amino acids. The transcript has a single exon. NCBI's taxonomy places the organism in Eukaryota, Fungi, Ascomycota, Dothideomycetes, Pleosporales, Pleosporaceae. The record is from RefSeq and is a predicted model, not a curated record.
AUGUCGUCGCAGAACCAGCAGCAUGAAACAACCGUCUGGCUCUGGCCGACGGGCCUGUUCCCGCGCCGGAUCAUCUACUACCUCCGCGCAAAGAACAUUACGUCCUCGAUGCUUCUCAAGAAGAACAUCCACCUCAUCCCCCUCUUUCUUGACAAAGACGCGCCGACGCCAGACAUCGUCCCCCGCCCCGGCCUCGAAGCACGUCCUCCCGGAACUUCGGUGCCGGCACUGCGCAUCACAUACGCCGAUGAUUUGAGCUUCUGGAUAUACGAGUCGAAUGCGAUGAUGGAGUACUUCGAAGAAGUCUUCAGCGUGGCCAAUGGGUAUCCUGAUGUGAGGGGCGCAACCAUACAGCAACGAGCUCGGACGAGAGACAUCUUGAGCCUGCUCUCCGAUGCCGUCACUUGGAGUAACGUCGCGCUUGUACAUUCGCAUCCGAACACGGUGUCCUGGUCGGGCUUGACGGAGGACGAGAUGAGUGAGAGCGCGGCAAAGCAUGCGCGUGGCAAGUUCCACAUGCUCUUGUCGCGGUUGGAGGCUCGGAUACAAGGAGACGUGGUUGGCAACAAGAGCGAAAGUUUGAGUGGUGAUGGCGCAAACGUCACAUUAGCGGACCUCUGCAUCAUGGCCCAGGUGGAGUAUAUGCAGGAGAUGUAUGGUCUCGAUUGGGUCGCCGAACAUGGGGUGUUGAGGGUCUGGUAUGAUAGGAGCAAGGGACAGAGUUGGGUUGUCGGUAGGAGUGCGCUACAGGACGUUGAGAGAACGGGCGAAUGGACCGGAGUACUUGACAUUUAA